Diachasma alloeum is the source of this 1430-nucleotide messenger RNA. RefSeq names its product prohibitin-2 (gene Phb2). The record is from RefSeq and is a predicted model, not a curated record. The transcript has 6 exons. NCBI's taxonomy places the organism in Eukaryota, Metazoa, Arthropoda, Insecta, Hymenoptera, Braconidae. Gene Ontology annotation, cellular component: membrane; mitochondrion. Bases 146 to 1216 code for a protein of 356 amino acids. Gene Ontology annotation, biological process: mitochondrion organization.
UCACGCUCGUCGUCGAUUGGGAGCAACGUGCGCGCCGGUUUCACGUAAUUUUCCACCGGGAUUUCAUAAUUAUUGUUAAUAACCGAAGAAAUAGUGGUUUUUUACGAUUUCUUCGGAUCGUUAAUUCAUCGAUUAACCGGGAAUAAUGGCGCAGAGUAAGUUGAAUGACUUGGCUGGACGAUUCAGCAAGACUCCCGGGGGCAUGAACAUGGGGUUCAAGUUCCUGGCGGCCGCUGGAGCUGCUGUCUAUGGGGUUUCUCAGUCCAUGUACACAGUUGAUGGUGGUCAUCGUGCCAUAAUCUUUUCCCGCUUGGGAGGAAUCCAGAAGGACAUAUUCACAGAGGGACUGCACUUCCGAAUCCCCUGGUUCCAGUAUCCAAUUAUCUAUGACAUCAGAAGCAGACCGAGAAAAAUCUCAUCACCAACAGGUUCCAAGGAUCUGCAGAUGGUUAACAUCUCACUGAGGGUUCUCUCACGUCCGGACGCCAGCAUGUUGCCGACUAUGUACCGACAGUUGGGUCAGGAUUACGACGAAAAGGUCUUGCCCAGCAUCUGCAAUGAAGUCCUGAAGUCAGUUGUCGCCAAGUUCAAUGCAUCCCAGCUGAUCACAAUGCGUCAGCAAGUGUCAACACUUGUGAGGAAAGAAUUGACGGAGAGAGCUAAAGAUUGGAAUAUUGUGCUGGAUGAUGUGUCAAUUACUGAGUUGAGUUUUGGAAAGGAGUACACAGCUGCUGUGGAGGCUAAACAGGUGGCCCAGCAGGAGGCCCAACGUGCUGCAUUUGUCGUUGAACGUGCCAAACAGGAGAAACAGCAGAAGAUUGUGCAGGCAGAGGGAGAGGCUGAAGCUGCCAAGAUGUUGGGUCUAGCAGUCUCCCAGAAUCCAGGAUACCUGAAACUUCGAAAAUUACGUGCUGCACAAAGUAUUUCUCGCACGAUUGCUACUUCCCAAAACCGAGUAUACCUCAAUGGAAAUAAUCUCAUGCUGAACAUCCAGGAUCCAUCGUUCGACGUUGCAUCAGAAAAAUUGAAAAGUAACGAAGAAAAGCGCCCAAAUUUAUUGGAAAAUGCCGUCACGAGCAGUUUUAAAUUGACCGAAAAAUCCAGGGAUCAAUCGAUAAAAUUUGAUAGUUCAACUGAUACGAAUGAAGAGAAUCCCCUGCAAUCCCCGGAUGUCCUGGGAUUGGCAUCUCACAGUGCCAAGCGGAUCCUUUCGUGAAUAAAUAAUCGUAAACAAUUAUUUUUGUAAUGAAAUGUGCGAGCCUGCCUUGUCUCAUUUUUUAUUUUCCGUUUCUUCCAACUGAAUAGAUGAUUCCACAGUUGUAAAUUAAUCGUCCAGUGUCGAGAAUACCCAAUUAUAAACCAUGAAAAAAAUGAAAAACGAAAUGUAGACGUAGAAAUCAGCUUUUAAAUCGAGAAAAAAUACUCCACAU